AUGAUUAUUGUUCCGACAGACUAUGAAGGUUGGAUAGGAACGCGACGAAAAAAUAAAGAUGGAAGAAAUAAUAAAUUUAAAGAAAUGAUGUAUGAUAAAUAUGAUAUAAAAGGCAACGCGAUAAAGAAAUUAAGUCUUUAUUUUUAA
Molecule: messenger RNA, 147 nt
Organism: Racocetra fulgida
Lineage: Eukaryota; Fungi; Glomeromycota; Glomeromycetes; Diversisporales; Gigasporaceae
Source: the annotation of a GenBank genome assembly